Molecule: messenger RNA, 885 nt
Organism: Acanthoscelides obtectus
Lineage: Eukaryota; Metazoa; Arthropoda; Insecta; Coleoptera; Chrysomelidae
Source: the annotation of a GenBank genome assembly
AUGUCUAGACGUCUAAAAUUCAUGAGCUUCAACGUAAGGUCAAUUCAGUCUGGUUUUCUAACUUUGAGGGAGUAUGUUGUUGACUAUGCUGUCGAUGUCCUGGGUCUCAGUGAGACUUGGCUAACCCCAGAUAUUGAUUCCUCCUCAGUAUUUAUCAACGACUUCAAUGUCGUUAGAGCAGAUCGAAAUAGCAGAGGCGGGGGCGUCGCGUUUUAUGUGAGAAAUGGUAUUGCCUUCAAAAUAUUGCACUCUAAUAUCACCACAGAAUUGGAAGAACUUUGGAUCUCUGUAAAGGUUAAUCAACGCAAAUAUUGUCUAGCUAUAGUCUACCGUCCACCAUCGGCAAACGUGCUUGACUGUUUUCAUCAAUUAACUGAGUCUUUAGCCAACCUUUCACUCGAUAAUGAUUACGCAAUUGUCAUGGGCGAUUUUAAUAUUAAUGUUUUAGUGAACGACGGCCGAUCCGAGAUGCUGAACUGUUUUCUUGAGUCUUUUGAUCUGUCUCAGUUAGUGAAAGAGCCCACACGUAUAACUUCCAAUAGCCAGACAGCUAUAGACUUGCUCAUGGUUAGCUCUGCUGAUAUAAUAAGUGGUUAUGAAGUUGUUGACGUAGAUGGAAUAUCUGACCAUCUAGCCCUAAUAUUUUAUGUUUUUGGCAACGGGAUCAUCUUUUAAAACUCUUAGUUUUACUUUUCGAAUGGGUGCUACGACCGUGUCAUCAAUUGUGCGAGAAACAGUAAAAGCUAUGUGGGACAUAUUACAACCUCUGUAUAUGAAACUUCCUACCGAAAAUGACUUCAAGAACACUGCAAAAGAAUUCUACGAAAAAUGGAAUUUUCCCAAUUGUCUGGGGGCAAUUGACGGAAAACAUAUUCGUGUGAAAUG